This is a messenger RNA of Notolabrus celidotus (New Zealand spotty), 1494 nucleotides long. RefSeq names its product ADP-ribosylation factor-like 5A (gene arl5a). The transcript is spliced from 6 exons. Gene Ontology annotation, molecular function: GTPase activity; GTP binding. Bases 335 to 874 code for a protein of 179 amino acids. The record is from RefSeq and is a predicted model, not a curated record. Gene Ontology annotation, biological process: intracellular protein transport; protein localization to Golgi membrane; vesicle-mediated transport. Gene Ontology annotation, cellular component: trans-Golgi network; cytoplasm. NCBI's taxonomy places the organism in Eukaryota, Metazoa, Chordata, Actinopteri, Labriformes, Labridae.
AGUACGCAUGCGCAUCACUGACAGCUAACUAGCGCAGCGCACUUCACCACAACAGCCAGCUGAUUCCAACCACCCAGCCUCCCACAGUUAUCACCGUUUGAGGUUUGUUCUCGAUACAACAUCCACCGUCAGGACCUGAAUUUAAACCCUAUGGGAGAGACAUAAUCAGGAGCUGUUUUAUUCAAGUAUGGCGGCUGUUCUAGAAAGCUUCAGCAGCUCUUCGUCUGUGUAGUCGGCUAGCUGGCUAGCUAGGUAAAGUUGAUAGCAUCAACGCUAGCUAGCGAAGUUACAGCGGAUUCCAUCAAGCUGGCAUCGGAACACCUCACCGUAAGCCAUGGGGAUACUCUUCACGAAGCUGUGGAGGCUUUUUAAUCAUCAAGAGCACAAAGUUAUCAUUGUGGGGCUGGACAAUGCCGGCAAGACCACCAUUCUUUACCAGUUUUCAAUGAACGAAGUGGUACACACCUCUCCGACAAUAGGGAGCAACGUGGAGGAGAUUGUCGUCAACAACACUCAUUUCCUGAUGUGGGACAUAGGGGGCCAGGAGUCUCUGAGGUCAUCAUGGAACACGUACUACACAAACACAGAGUUUGUCAUCGUGGUGGUAGACAGCACGGACAGAGAAAGGAUCUCAGUGACCAAAGAGGAACUCUACAGAAUGCUAGCACAUGAAGAUUUACGAAAGGCAGGCUUGUUGAUCUUUGCCAACAAGCAGGAUGUGAAAGGCUGCAUGUCUGUGGCUGAGAUCUCCCAGAGCCUUCAGCUUACCUCUGUGAAAGACCACCAGUGGCACAUUCAGGCCUGCUGCGCCCUCACUGGGGAGGGGUUGUGCCAGGGUCUGGAGUGGAUGAUGUCACGGCUGCGUGUGAGAUGAUGACCUUUGACAUCUAUCCGGAGUACGCCCUUGCCCUUUGUUUUCUCUGCCUCCAGACAUGAGCUUGAAACAAGUGUGGGGGGCUUGGGUCGGUUGAUGGAUGGCCUCUCUCCUCUUUCCUGUGAUGCUGACAUGGGCAGACCGCUGCCGGGACGUUCUAUUCCUCUGUGAUAAUUUAUUUUACAAAAAGACGUCUGAGAACAAAAAAAACAUGACCUUAUCAAAGGGACAUUUGACAACAAAAAGAGACUCAAAAUUUAUUUAAACAGAAAUUUCUUGCACGGUUUUCUUUACAGCGACACACAGAAGUCAGCAAAGCGUCUGACUUGGAACUGUACAUGGACUUCUUCUUCUUCAGUUGUGUGUGAGUCUUGCCCACCGUGGCCUUGCAGUAUUGCCGGACUGGCUGUGGCGGUUUUUAUUGCCCCCCUCCCCCCUGUGUGUACAGUCCAGUAUUCUCUUUUAACGUGGUGCCUGCAGCAGAAUGUUCAAGCAAUGAUGGUUGAUGGUUGAUGGCGACUGAAACCUGUGGAAAGGAGGGUCGAAUCACAAAAUGCCCUCCUCCUUUCAGUCCCUAUGAAUAAUCAAUGAAUAAAGUGUUUUUAUCUGUUUCAGGUGAA